GUCACCGCGCGGCAGGGCGACAUCCGCAGGGCGAUCCGCCGCAAGAGCUCUGACGAGAAGCAGGCGAAGGUGGACUCGGCCAAGAAGCACGAUGGCGACGCUGCAGCUGGCUCGUGGAGGGACUCGUGGACGGACGCGAUACCGCCGCCGUCCAACACGCAGCUUGAAGAGAUG
This is a messenger RNA of Prorocentrum cordatum, 174 nucleotides long. The record is from the annotation of a GenBank genome assembly. Lineage: Eukaryota; Dinophyceae; Prorocentrales; Prorocentraceae.